Hibiscus syriacus is the source of this 1365-nucleotide messenger RNA. Its product is annotated as probable purine permease 11. The record is from RefSeq and is a predicted model, not a curated record. Bases 103 to 1224 code for a protein of 373 amino acids. Gene Ontology annotation, molecular function: purine nucleoside transmembrane transporter activity. The transcript has 2 exons. Gene Ontology annotation, cellular component: membrane. NCBI's taxonomy places the organism in Eukaryota, Viridiplantae, Streptophyta, Magnoliopsida, Malvales, Malvaceae.
CCCAAAAGGAAAGAUCUUCUUCUUUCCUUCCUGUUUCAUUCUUUCACAGAGCCACGCCGCGCCUUCUUGCUUCGAUUCAGCGAUCCAUCCAACCUUCGCACCAUGAAAGAUGAUCAAGUACCGUUUCUGAUCAUGGACGAAAGUUUAAUGGAUCACUCACCGUUUCUUAAGCUGGGGCGCUGGCAUUGGUGGUUUAUGGUGCCUAUCAACAUUUUGUUCCUUAUUGUAGGCCAAGCUGCUGCUGUUCUUCUGGGGAGAUUUUACUAUGAUCAAGGUGGAAAUAGUGAAUGGAUGGCAACUUUUGUGCAAACUGCUGGAUUUCCAAUCCUUUUCAUCCCUUUGUUUCUUCUUCAUCCGUCUCGGAAACUGGAGACUUCGACUUCUUCAUCACUCUCUCCUUCCAUCAAAGUUGUUGCUUUGCUCUAUUUUGCUCUUGGAUUAAUUGCAGCCGGUGAUAAUAUGUUGUAUUCUGUUGGGCUGUUGUAUCUCUCAGCCUCUACUUAUUCCCUCAUUUGUGCCACUCAGUUAGCUUUCAAUGCCGUUUUUUCGUACUUUCUUAACUCGGAGAAGAUGACUGCUUUAAUUCUCAACUCUGUGGUUAUCCUCUCGUUGUCCGCUGCUCUGAUUGCGGUGAAUGACGAUUCAAAAGUACUGUCGGGAGUUUCCAAGGGGAAGUAUCUCCUCGGCUUCAUAUGCACCCUCGGAGCUUCUGCUCUUUACUCCCUUUCACUCUCCCUUAUGCAACUCUCGUUUCAGAAGGUGUUGAAAAGGGAAACAUUUAGUGUGGUUCUGGAAAUGCUGAUAUAUACAUCGCUCGUGGCGACCUGUGUUUCGAUCGUCGGCUUGUUUGUGAGUGGGGAAUGGAAGGGAUUGCCGCUAGAGAUGGAGGGCUUCAACAGCGGAAGAGUUUCGUACGUGCUGACUCUGGUUUGGACGGCCGUGAGUUGGCAGGUAUGUGCUGUUGGUGCGGUGGGGUUGAUUUUCACGGUGUCGUCGCUCUUCUCCAACGUGAUAAGUACCCUAUCGUUGGCGAUUACACCUUUGGUUUCUCUGGUAGUUUUUCAUGACAAGAUGAAUGGGGUGAAGGUAAUUGCUAUGCUACUUGCACUAUGUGGUUUUUGCUCUUAUAUUUACCAAAAUUAUCUAGAUGAUGCAGAGGCAAGGAAAAUGGGAUCACAAUCACACACUAAUGAUAUUGAGGAAAGCCAUCAUGCAUUCAUCUGACUGUCAUGGAACAUGAAUUUGAUAGUCCUUUUUGUCAAUUUCAUUUUCUCUAUGGAGAAAUGAGAAAGAAAAUACUGUGAAUGUUACAAGUGAAGUCAGUCUCUGUUUCCCCUUCAAUCCAAAACACAAUUAUUACCUAUC